CGUGACGUUACCUACCCGCGUCUCAUUAAUCAGCGUCACUCUGGGUCACGCGUUUAUCCAUUUAAAAACACCUUCAACAUUUUAUCGGUGAAAUAUGAGAUCUCAAAACAGGUUGAUAUUCUUAAACUUUUGAUCCUCUCUCAUGAGUUUUUUUUCCAGGUCGCCGGAGAUCCGAACUAAAUCAGCUCAUCUUGUUUUACGCCAAGAUGACCUCCCAUCGAAAGAUCGCCACAGGCCAUCGAGUAGAUUCUUUUAUGAGAGCCCGGCAGUUCAUCUUUUGAGAUCAAUUCCAAAAUCCCGUCAACAUGGGGAGUCGCUUAGAUGCCAAUUCAAAUGCUGUGCGAAAGCGCAUAGAAAGCCAUACAUUCUCAGAUGAAGCAGGGGAGGAAUACGAGCCUAGCGCCUUUGGUGACUUUGGGGAUUACUUUCGUCGCAAGAAAAUAAAGCUACAAAAUCUGGAUUCCGAAUUGCGAGCUUCGUCGACAGAUAAGCCUCAGAUCUUCAAAGGAGUUGUCGCGCACGUUAUAGGCUACACCCAGCCGCCACUCCAAGUCCUUCACCGCGAUCUAGUUCAACAUGGCGCAGGCUUUCUCCAGUACUUGGAUUCUAAGACCAUGGCAACUCACAUCAUCGCAUCUAGUUUGCCGCCAAAAAAGAUGGUUGACUUUAGUAAAUACAGGAUGGUAAAGCCUGCAUGGGUUACAGAUUCUAUCAAAGCUGGGAAGCUUCUCCCUUGGUCAGAUUAUCGAGUGAUAGAUGAGAGCCCCAGGCAGAAGACAUUGAAGUUAGGUGGGACUGGAAUAUCGACGCAGUCUACUCCACAAUCGCCCUUGGCAGGAUACAGAGAGCAGACUGAGAGUAGUUUCUACAAUAGUCAGCUCAAAGGUAUUGCGCAGUCUAUCGACGGAAAACACUUCGGAGAUCUUUCGCCUAGCCGGCCUGGUUCGGCCCUCGGGUAUAUUUAUAAGAGCGAGUCUGUCGAACCCACGACGCCUUCAAGAGGAUUACAGGGGGCGCAAUACUCGCCGGACAUUUCCGAUGAAGACUCGGUCAUGUUAGUCCACUACCCGGAGUCUACAGCACCGCAACCAACCAACGAGCCUGGUAAGCAAGGUAAGGAUGACAUCGAAGACGAUGUCCAGCCUGGCCCGCCAGUCGAAGAGCAGAAAGCGAUGACGUCUGAGGAACAUAAUGCGCUACUUUUACAAGAUCCUCGGAUGAGGAAAUCUUCCACAGCGAAUCCGGAUUUUAUCAAGCAGUAUUACUCUGAGAGUAGGCUUCAUCACCUAUCGACGUGGAAAGCAGAGUUGAAGUCCAGGAUGCAGAGACUCGCCGCCGAGAAAGGUCCCCAGAAAAAGCCAACGAAAAGAAAAGCUGGUGCGAGGCGGUACAUAAUGCACGUUGAUUUUGACAGUUUCUUCUGCGCAGUCUCUCUUAAAAGCGCACCGGAAUUUAUCGACAAGCCCGCUGUCGUUGCACAUGGAACGGGAUCUGGCUCGGAAAUCGCCAGCUGUAACUAUCCAGCAAGGAAAUACGGCGUGAAAAAUGGAAUGUGGAUGAAGCGGGCUAAACAAUUAUGUCCAGAGCUCAAGGUGUUACCAUAUGACUUUCCGGCGUACGAAGAAGCCAGCAAAUCAUUCUACGAGUGUAUUCUAGAAGUCGGCGGCGUUGUACAGAGCGUCAGUAUCGACGAAGUUCUUGUGGAUAUCACCUCGGUUCUUUUAUCCGCAGUCGGCUCAGACGGUUCUGGAGUGGACGAGGGUAGUAUAUGGAGAGAACAAGAAAAAGCAAACCAGAUAGCCCUAGCCUUGCGAGAACAGAUCAAGGCAAAAACCGGAUGUGCUGUCUCGGUCGGGAUUGGUGGAAAUAUUCUGUUAGCCAAAGUUGCUCUUCGAAAAGCCAAGCCCGCAGGCCAAUACCAAAUUAAGCCAGAAGAGGUGUUGGACUUCCUUGGUGGCUUAAAAGUCGAUGAUCUACCUGGAGUCGCGUAUAGCAUCGCUGGGAAACUGGAAGAGAUCGGUGUGAAAUUCGUGAGCGACGUUCGGCAAACCUCCAAGGAACGACUUAUCAAUACUCUUGGUCCAAAGACGGGCGAAAAACUAUGGGAAUACGCUCGGGGCAUCGACCGAACGGAGGUUGGCGAACAACCCAUUCGAAAGUCAGUCUCAGCUGAGGUCAAUUGGGGAAUCCGGUUCAUAAGCCAAGAAGAGGCCGAGGAAUUUGUCUUCAACUUGUGUAAAGAAUUAGAGAAACGACUUCUCAACGAGCAGGUUAAAGGAAAACAGCUCACGAUGAAGAUCAUGCGGCGUUCACUUGACGCACCUCUCGAUCCACCGAAACACCUGGGACACGGCAAAUGUGAUACCUUCAACAAGAGUGUCAUGUUUGGCGUUGCUACCCACGACUACCAAGUGCUUGGGAAAGAAGCGGUUUCGAUCCUUCGCUUCUACAAAUUCAGUCCAGGCGACCUUCGCGGCUUGGGUGUACAGCUAACUAAACUCGAGCCCAUUAAGGCUUCGGUGCCAGGGCCUGAUGGAAGCCAAAAGAAGCUGACUUUCGGUGCUUUUCGUACACUUAGCUCGGGCAAGAAAACUGCUUUAGAGCCAAUCCAAGAUGGCGGUGGCGCAGAAGAAUCCAGUUCGAAGCCUGGCCGCGCCGUGUCUCAAGACCCGAUCAUGGAAAGCCCCUUGACUCCGCGCAAACCGAAGCCGGAGCGCCAUCCGGCAUUCGCGCUAUCUCAAGCAAGCAAGGCGGAUGCCAAAGCAAAUACCCCCUUAAACAUUAGCGGAACCCAGUUCAUCAUGCCGUCCAACCCAGACCCAGCAGUAAUCGCCGAGUUGCCUCCAGAUAUUCGAAGCCGGCUUAUGGAGCAAGGCACUCCAAGUAUCCCAGGAUCUCGCGACGAGACACCAGCAGCUAAAUCGAGGACUCAAAGCCCAGCGCUUUCAGAUGAGAUCCCCCCAGAGAUCGACCCGGAGGUCUUCAACGCCCUGCCGGACGACAUGAAAGCCGAAGUCCUGGAACAAUAUCGACCGCGAAGCAGACGGCAGACGUCCCUCCCUCAAUCACCCCGCCGCGAUCGUACCAUCCCACCUCCCAAGCAGAAGACUCCGACCAAACGUCGCGUAACCAACUUGUUUGCCCGCGCCCGCGAGCGCCAAGCUGAUGCCAACGCGAAAAUCGUCCAGACCACCAUUGCCAAGCCGCCGCCCCCCAACCCUAAUGAGGUCGUUUUCGAAGAGCUAGACCCGGAAUUCCUCGCCGAAUUACCGGAGGAGGUCCGUCGCGAAGUCAUUGCGGAUCACCAGCAACGCCUUCGACGUGCCCAGCAGCAUACCGGCUUGGACUUAUCUAAACUCAACCAAAAUAGCAAAAGAAAUCUAGACGGUGAUAAUGGUGGUGGUGGUGGUGCAGGGGACGAUUCCGCGGCACUACCAAACGGCCAGACGCGCCUACGCUUCGCCCCGCGCCCGCCCAAGAUCGGGUUCACGUCCAACGGCCUCACGACCCUCCCCGAGAUCCGCGACAUGCUCAACGUCUGGCACCGGGAGACGCGGGACGAGGGGCCGCAUAAGGGGGACGCCGAGAUGCUGGAGAAGUAUCUGGUGCGCGUCGUGCUGGAGGAGAAGGACAUGGAUAAGGCGGCCAAGCUGGUCCGGUGGCUGGAUUACCUCGUGGAAGACAGCGGUAGUGGUGCAGACGGAGGCGGGGAGAUGGAGUAUCGCGGAAAGGAGGCGUGGCGCGAGGUCGUGGGACAGAUAAAGAGGGAAGUGCAGAAUGCGGUGCGCGAGAGAGGGUUGGGACCGUUGGAUAUAUAAUCUACCUAUUUACGACAUCAAUGACACUGGUAUAAGAUUAGGCACCGGUAUAUAUGACCACGAAGGAGGGAAACAAUAGAAGACUUAGUUAGGACACAUAGUAUUUCGAACCGAAAGAAAGAAAAAAGCACGAAUGCUCUAUAAUCGAAGCGGUGUAUUUAGACUUUAUAACGCUUUUUCAAACAACGAAUGUCACCUAUGUAUCUAUCUACUAUUCUGCUCGUUUUCAACUCCGAUUUUGUUUCUCAUGUACUUCACAGCUGAUCAAAACAGCUCUCCUUCCC
Daldinia caldariorum is the source of this 4102-nucleotide messenger RNA. RefSeq names its product DNA repair protein. Gene Ontology annotation, cellular component: nucleus. The record is from RefSeq and is a predicted model, not a curated record. The transcript has a single exon. NCBI's taxonomy places the organism in Eukaryota, Fungi, Ascomycota, Sordariomycetes, Xylariales, Hypoxylaceae. The coding region runs from base 306 to 3818 and encodes 1170 amino acids. Gene Ontology annotation, biological process: error-free translesion synthesis; error-prone translesion synthesis. Gene Ontology annotation, molecular function: damaged DNA binding; DNA-directed DNA polymerase activity; deoxycytidyl transferase activity.